AGCUACUAGUUCAGUCAGUCAGUGCGCAGCAGAGGUGAAAGCUCAGCGUGACAGUGUGUGUGUGUGUGAUCUCUCUCUCCUGCGUGAGAGAACAUGGGACAUAUUUGGAUAUCCGAGAGCAAUAAUAUCCAGCGGCUCGGAUUAUCGUUUAAUCCCUUACCUUCCGCGCCUCGUCCCAGAACCGCCUGAUAACGCCCAGAGAUUACACCAAAAAAUUACACCAAUCUUUGCUGUUCAGAGGAAAACAGAAGAGGAGCCAUGAUUUGUGUCAGACGCGCUAGCAUCGGCUGCUCAAGCUAACUGAAGCGCGACUGUGGGAAUCUUCUUUUUGUCCGCCCAAAGUUUCUUUCUCACAUUUCAACAGGAAUAUACUGUAACUGUGAGGAGUUUAUACUGGACUAGAGAAUUAUGGUGUAAAGUCGACGUUAUGCGCCUGUUGUUGACUCGCUUGGCUCAUAGCUAACUGUUAGUAGCGCUAGCCGAUUACUCCGUCUGAACAACGGCGCGUCUUUAAUGUGUUUUAAUUAGUUUUACAAUAACAAAUAUACGUUCUUAUUAGUAAUAUUGACAUAAUCGCGCAGGUGGUUACUAGAUAACAUUGUAAUGAGAUUAUUUCUUUGUGUUGACAGCUUUGCAGGCGCAUGCUAACAAUGCACUAGCUCGAUAGCUGAAUUGCUUUUCUGUUAUAGCAAUAACUUGCCACGAUGAAAUAUAUGUUUUGGUAAAGAAAAAUUCAGAACUUUACGUGUGUUCUUUUAAUUUUUGUAUCAUUAACGAUCAUUUGAGCUUGUGUGAAGACAUGUAACGUAAACAACCUAACUGUUCAGUUUGAAAGUCACUGAAGGAUUUGGACAUUGAUAUUAUGUUAAGACUGGAAGAAUCAAUACGGCUGGGCAUUUUAAAUAUUAAACACUUAUAGAUCUGGACUUGAAGGGUGGGAUAUAGUUUGUUUUUGGUGUGUCCGCGGAUUUGGCCUUACGCCCUUUCAAACAUAGACCUGACACCAGAGCCUCAGUGACCCCGUAGCUCUGGAGAAGUCAGGAUCCAUCUUUGGCAUUAGAGAGGGACACACACAGUUGUCUCCUGUUCUUUGCUCUGACUCUGGCUCUAUGUGAGCAGUUAUGGGCACCCAGGGCAGCCCUGUGAAGAGCUACGACUACCUGCUCAAGUUCCUUCUGGUGGGAGACAGUGAUGUGGGAAAAGGAGAGAUCCUGGACAGCCUUCAAGAUGGAUCUGCUGAGUCUCCAUAUGCCUACAGCAGCGGAAUCGACUAUAAGACCACCACGAUCCUGUUGGAUGGGCGGAGAGUGAAACUAGAGCUUUGGGACACCUCGGGGCAAGGCAGGUUCUGCACCAUUUUCAGGUCAUACUCCAGGGGAGCGCAGGGGAUCCUGUUGGUGUAUGACAUCACCAACCGCUGGUCUUUUGACGGGAUAGACCGCUGGAUCAGGGAGAUUGAUGAGCACGCACCUGGUGUACCCCGUAUUCUUGUGGGUAACCGGCUGCACCUGGCGUUCAAGCGACAGGUCCCCACAGAACAGGCACGGGCAUACGCAGAAAAGAACGGCAUGACGUUUUUCGAAGUGAGUCCCCUCUGCAACUUCAACGUCAUCGAGUCGUUUACAGAGCUGUCGCGCAUCGUGCUGAUGAGGCACGGCAUGGAGAAGUUCUGGAGGCCCAACAGAGUAUUCAGUCUGCAGGACUUGUGCUGCCGUGCCAUUGUGUCCUGCACCCCUGUGCACCUAAUCGAUAAGCUGCCGCUUCCUGUGGCCAUCAAGAGCCAUCUGAAGUCAUUCUCCAUGGCCAACGGCAUGAACGCCGUUAUGAUGCACGGACGGUCCUACUCGCUAGCCAACGCCGCUGGAGGCAGCAAAGGCAACAGCCUCAAACGCUCGAAAUCCAUCCGGCCGCCUCAGAGUCCGCCACAGAACUGCACCAGGAACAACUGUAAGAUCUCCUAGCCUCUGGGCCCAGGGGCGGGGCCACCCCUCUCCCUCGCUUAUAUAACACUCAGGUGCACACGGACAAACACACGAGGAAAUCAACACGGGCUGGGCCGAUGGCACAACAGAGGUGUGGCACCUCCCGGUGUGGGGAGAGCAGGAUGUGAACAAACACUUCCUGUGGCUACAGACGGCCGUAUCUCUCCCCUCACACUGCUGCAGUAACAGUUGGUUCUUCACUCACAGAUCGUGAAUAAAAACAAACCCUUCAUCAGACUCUGAUUUUGUUGCAGUGAGCACUGGCAGCAUGUUUCCUACUGUGUUAGCGCCCUCUGCUGGAGAAUCCAUGCAGGUCAAACCCUGCAUUGGCUGAGAGGCCUCGUUUUGAAGUUGUCUUAUGGGCUUAUAUUUCGCUUUGGUUCUGUUCUCAUUUGCUCAUACUCAUUAUCCUCAGUGCUCUGCAUAUGAUGUUCCUCUUUUUUUGCUAUUUGUAGGGGCCUGUUCUUCCUGCAAAAACUGAAGUACCUCGGUCACAUGGUCUUGCAUGCUUACCAACAAUGAGAGGGGGCUGAUGCAAAAUGACUUGUAGUGCUUGCGUAUAAACCGAUGCAUUAAAAAUGUGAUUUGCACUGCAAAUUGGUGGUCUCUGAAUUUGCCGGUCAUUUGCACAAUGACUUAAUCAACAGAGUGACUGUUAUUGAAUGUGGACUGUGGGACCGCUAGGCUGAGAGCGACGGCACAAACAUUUCCAGACUCCGACAGAUUUUGAAUGGUGUUUGAUGAAAUAUUCGUCAUUGGGUCAGAACUGUCUUCUCCUUAAACACGGAUUACAGGAAAUCUCUCCUCAGGGGACAGUAUUGGAAAAGGGUUUUUUUUUUUGUCUCCGUUUCUCCUAACUUCCUCUUUUUUUUUUUUGUCCUGCAUGUCAAUAGUUUAACCUUAUACUGUAAUACUUGCCUUUCUUCUCAUGUCUAGAGUUCAAUACCACAACCGGCUUGCGGCCUGAUUUUCUCCCUCAAACCCUGCAUUUGCCACACCUUUCAGUACUUUCCCGUUACACUUUUCCGUCUAAAAUGCUCAAUGAUUUCAAAGUCCACGUGUUCUACCAGUUUUCAGUGUUGUAGCAUGAGUUCAAAAGUCAGGUCUUUGCUCGAAGCCCUUUUAAUCUGCACAUACAGCAUGGUUUCUCUAUAGAUGUAUAUCAGAAUGAAGGAUAAUAAAUCCAUUCAAGCUUGCUUCGACAUAUCAAGCACAAAUCAAACGGUGAUGUCACAAGUGGAAUCUUCCGCACCUCCUUCCGCUUCCAGGUCUGAUGAGCUGUGGUUGUUGAAUGAUGGAUGCUCUUUAUUUCGUCAAACUCUCCCCCGCAGUGUUUUUCCCCUCUCUCCUCCAGCCCUUCAUCUCAGGGACGAGCCCCGGCCUCCAGCAGCAGACCUGCCCAAUGAAGCCUGUUUAAAGUGUGCUGAGUGACCGGCUGCUAGCAGGAGGCCUUUAAACUUCUUCAGAGGGCUGUGAGCGCUUGUGUUUGACCUAUACGCUAUUUGCUACAGGCCUUUGCAGUCACUAUAGCUGAUAGAAUGAACCUGGCACACAUUGGUUGUGUGUUUUAGAGCAGUUGUGCGUAUUGGUGUCCAUCUGUUGGGUGACGUAAAAACUAAAGGGUCCAAAGAAGGUGUUAUUGCCCCCCCACCCUCACCUUAAUCUUUAAAUCCUGAAAGGUUGUGGUUAUAGAAAUACUACAAAAAAAGUGUUAUUUUGUUCCUUUUUGGGCAUCUUCAGAAUCCGUAGGUAUUAGUUUAACCCUCUCACCUGAGAGCAAAGGUCGUUGUUCUCUGUAAUAUGCACAUCAUACACUCAAAAGGAAUUCUCCCUCUCAUCAUUUUUUUUUUUUUUUUGUAUUGUAAAGUGUUUUUCCUAUUUGUAACGGAAGCCUCUGAUUAUAUUUGAAAACAAACGCUCAUGGUUUUUAAGUCGGGCAGUAUGAUGAGACCCUCCUGGAGUGGCCAAAGGGGCGGUUUCUUCUGUGUGAACGGGAUCAAGGGAAAUGUGAUUUGGUGGAGCAGUGGGAACCCAUUUGUAAACACUAUUUUCCUUUGGUUGAAGCUAAAAGCUGCUAAAUAACUUGCGUAAUUAUUAUCAGAAGUUCUUGCAACAACUUUUUAAAUUAUUGAUGUACAGUUCUUAGUGUAUGAACAGCAACAACUUUUUCACAAUAAAAUUGAUAAUGUUGUCAGUAAAA
Molecule: messenger RNA, 4182 nt
Organism: Carassius auratus (goldfish)
Lineage: Eukaryota; Metazoa; Chordata; Actinopteri; Cypriniformes; Cyprinidae
Gene: rab40c
Product: RAB40c, member RAS oncogene family
Exons: 6
Coding region: 1122-1961 (279 amino acids)
Biological process (GO): intracellular signal transduction
Molecular function (GO): GTPase activity; GTP binding
Source: RefSeq, a predicted model, not a curated record